Messenger RNA from Sipha flava (yellow sugarcane aphid), 2660 nucleotides. RefSeq names its product neuroendocrine convertase 1-like. The coding region runs from base 111 to 2318 and encodes 735 amino acids. Gene Ontology annotation, molecular function: serine-type endopeptidase activity. Gene Ontology annotation, cellular component: Golgi membrane; trans-Golgi network. Gene Ontology annotation, biological process: protein processing. NCBI's taxonomy places the organism in Eukaryota, Metazoa, Arthropoda, Insecta, Hemiptera, Aphididae. The record is from RefSeq and is a predicted model, not a curated record. The transcript has 14 exons.
UAUUCGGCUUAUUACUUCGAUUAUUCAUUACAUAAGUAGUUUAUUAAAUUUUUAUAUAAAUAUACACACUUCUAAUACGUGAAUUAUAAUAUUCAAGAGUUUUUAUAAUCAUGAUGAAAGAAGGAACACAGAUUAUUUUGAUCUUGAAUAUGUGUUUUUUAUUUGUACGCACAAAUGACACGGGUGUCCAAUAUUACACCAAUAAAUGGCUAGUGCAUGUACCUCUGGGAGAAGAAGUAGCUAAAGAAGUAGCGCGAAAUAAUAAUAUGAAAUACGAUGGACCGGAUUUCCAUAAUGAUGGUUUUCAUUAUAUGGUCAAAACCGAUUUUCCUGACAAAAUAUUCAAUCACAAUGAACACAUUACGAACCAAUUAAAUAACCACGACUUUAUAACUAUUGCAACUCAAGAAGCUGUGAAAGCAAGAUCUUAUAGAAGUGUUGUUCAACCUAGACAUGUAGUUCCACGAAGAAAAAAUAACGCUGAAAAGGAAAUUCCUAUCGUAGAAGAUAUUCCGAUAGAAGGAGAAAGUAACUAUAAAUAUGCGUUUAAUGAUGAAAAAUGGCCAGAGAUGUGGUACUUGCAAGAUUUCCGAACUAACUCCACUCAGAUCGUGCUUGAUAUGAAUACUGUACCGAUCUAUUUUGAAUUUAAUAUCACUGGGACAGGAGUGAAUGUUACUGUGCCGGACGAUGGAUUAGAAUAUACACACCCAGAAAUAAAAGAAAAUUUUAAUCCUGACUUAAGUUGGAAUUAUAUUAAUAAUGACGCUAAUAUUAUGCCAUCUAGAGAUGGUAGUGGAGGUUUUAGAUCUCAUGGAACUAGAUGUGCUGGAGAAAUUGUCAUGAAACCAAAUAAUAGAUUAUGUGGAGUAGGAAUAGCCUAUGGAGUUAGCAUCGGAGGUAUAAAGUUUUUAGAUGAUGCAUCAACAGAUGCUAGAGAAGCUAAAGUAUUGAAACAUGCUCUUGAAUAUACAUGUAUUUAUAGUAAUUCGUGGGGUCCCGCGGAUACCGGAAUGGUGAUGGAACACUUGUCCCCUAUAGUUCAAAAAUCGCUUUCAAGAGGCAUACAUGAAGGUCGAAAUGGUAAAGGAGUAAUUUAUGUGUUCGCUGCUGGAAAUGGAAAAGCAGAUGGUGAUAACUGUGCUUGUGACGGCUACGUAAACUCCAUUUAUACUAUAGUUAUAACUAGUUGUGAUGAUAGUGGUCAUGUAACUUAUUAUUCUGAAAGAUGUAAUGCCAUCUUGGGAACAGCAUAUAGCGGUUCUGGACUUCAGAAGAAUGUGUUGACUUCUGACGUGGGAUGGAAAUGUACUGACAGUCAUACAGGGACGUCUGCAGCGGCACCAUUGGUGUCAGGUGUUAUAGCUUUGGCUUUAUCAGCUAAUCCGGAAUUGACAUGGAGAGAUAUUGUCCAUUUAAUAGCGUGGACUUCUCAAGUGGCUCCGUUGAGUGAUAACUUCGGAUGGAAUCGAAACUGGGCAGGAUUCUAUUAUUCCAUGGAUUUUGGAUUUGGAUUAGUGAACGCUUAUCAAUUAGUUACUUUAGCUAAAACGUGGACAAAUGUGCCUGAAAUGGUAUCAUGUGGUAUACGUAUGCCUAAUGUGAGGGACACAACUGUAACAAGAAAUAAUGCUGUACGUAUAACUGUGUAUUCAGAUGGCUGUGAAGGAUUGUCCGGACAUGUACGGUAUAUGGAAUACGUACAACUAGUAGUAACAAUGACUUACCCAAAAAGAGGAGAUAUUCAAAUAGCGAUGAAAUCACCUUUGGGAACGGAAUGCCACGUGUUAGAAAGUCGACCAAAAGAUUUUAGUAGAGGUGGAUUGAAUAGGUGGACUUUUUCAGUACUAGCUUUUUGGGGAGAGUCUCCUAAAGGGAAUUUCACCAUUGAUAUUUUUGAUACGACCGGAGUUUCAUCUAAUAGUGGUAAGAUUCAAGAAAUGACAUUAUCUAUACAUGGAACUAAAUAUCCACCGAAGAUCUACGAAAAUGGUCCUCGUCCAUACGAUGCAUUUGAACUAGCAAAACCAGGUGAUGAACCAAGAUUUGUUAAUCUUUACGAUAAGUCAGUAAAAAGUAUACAAAUACAUGAAGGUAACGAUGAACGAAAUCAAGUUUCUGACGUGACUAAUAUACCAAUUCAAAAUCAGGACGAUGAAUUCAAACGAGGCGCUGAAAAUUUCAAUGAAAUAAAUAAAAAUAUACAAGAUUUAAUCAUAAAUAUUGAACAAGAAGUUGAUAAGGAAGAACAAUUAGUUUUACCAAGUAUUAUAUCAAAUAUAAUGCAUUCAUUUGCAAAUAACUUUGUACGAUUUUAGAAUUCAAAAAUCAAAUUAUGUUUAAAAGCAGUGAAAAUGAUUAUCAAUGGAUAAAUUAAUAUACUUACAACAUUCACAAAUCAUAUAUUUUAUUUCUUAAAUUUAUUAAUUUAUCUUAAAAUUUUAAGUAACUCAUAAUUAGUAACUUAUGGUUAAGAUAGUUUUAUAGUAGCGUUUCAUAAACAAUGGUCCACGACCCUUUAGGGGUCUGCGUAUACACCGAAGGAGAUUCAGUGAAAGUAAACUAAAAAAAUAUUAUGUUUAAAAACGAAAAUACCAAUGUAAUAUUCAUACUAUAGAAGAAAUAUACUUUUAAAUAUAAGGAAAAAUAUGCUUUUUAAA